Chilo suppressalis (striped riceborer) is the source of this 4506-nucleotide messenger RNA. NCBI's taxonomy places the organism in Eukaryota, Metazoa, Arthropoda, Insecta, Lepidoptera, Crambidae. The record is from the annotation of a GenBank genome assembly.
GGCGAAGUAACUAAACGCACGCGGCCAGUAUAUUGCAGGUCGCGCAUCGGAAACAACCGUUUUCGCCGCGGUUCCAUUUCCAAUUUGAUUAUAGAACGCGUUUCAACAAAUUACCCGCCAGCUUUUGAACGUUUUCGAAUUCUGGGAAUAGUGCAAGCGUGUUGACAGCGGUUUUAAAAAUACAUAAUGGAGUGUUGAGUGGCUAGUGUUUUAUAUCGAUAUUUGUGUUUUUUUCUGUGUAAGGUUUUGAUGAAAUAAUAAAAUUAAACAGGUACAAAGUGAAGUGAGUGUUAGUGAGUGAUGACCAAGUGAGACGCGAUGGAGCCGACCCCGCUACCCCUGGAGGACGAGGAGGGCCGGCCCGCGCAGGGCUCCUCCACUGGCAGCGGCUCAUCGUCAGGCACCGGCUACUACGGACACAAGAACGGAGAAUGGCGAGGCGAGAGACGAAUGCUGGACAUCACCAGAGACAAGCCGGUCAAAGUGUGCGUGCGGGUCGUGGUACCGGUACGAGACCAUCCAAAGUUCAACUUCGUCGGAAAACUUUUGGGACCCAAGGGAAACUCCUUGAAGCGUCUACAGGAAGACACCAUGUGCAAGAUGGCGGUGCUAGGGCGGGGGUCCAUGAAGGACCGGCAGAAGGAGGAGGAGUUGAGGGUGUCUGGCGAUCCGAAGUUCGCUCACUUGUCGGACGAACUUCACGUGGAGAUUAGUGCGUUCGCGACGCCCGCAGAGGCGCACGCUCGGAUCGCUUACGCACUCGCCGAGCUCAGAAGGUUUCUAGUACCAGACUACAACGACGACAUACGACAGGAGCAGAUGCUGGAGAUGCAGAUCCUGUCGUCGCAGACAGAGCAGAGGAGGCCCACUCCCCCCGAUUCCUCCAGGAGUGGGAGUGAGGAGACGCUGCCUCUGAGGGACGCGGCUAAGCACAGGCUACCUACAGUUCCGGCGGCAGCGCAGCCCCUCCCGGCGGGUCUCCCAGUCAACCACGCGCCGAGCGCACGCGACUUCUCCCCACCUGUUCCAACUUCUGCCCCAGAACACUUAUCUGCGCAUCAUCAGCUGGCUGGCCACACCAGCCACAGCGUGUUAGUCGGAGGUGGGGUACUCCAACAGCCUCCAACACACCAUCUACUCACACAAAACUCAAUUCUAGGUGCGGGUGGGGGGGGUGCGAGCGUGGCCCGCAAGCGGCCGCUGCUGGGCGGCGCGCGGGCGGCCAUGUCGCCGACUAAACGCGCCGUCAUGACGCUCCUGGCCCGCGCCCGGGCCGCCACGCACAAGCACGCGCCCGCCUGGCCCGCGCCGCACGAGCACGCCGCCCUACUGCCUUUGAUACGCGACGACUUCGUCGCAGGGGUCGGUGUCAACAUCAACCUAGCAUAAUAAUGGCGGCAACGAAACUCUCUAGUCAAAAUGAACGCAUAUGGAAUUGAUAUAAAAAUACACAUGAUAAAAAAUAUUGAAGAAAACGUUUAAUAUCGCUUUUGAAGAGAAGAUAUUUAUUCUAUAUUGUAGUUAGUUAAUUAUUAUUGAUCAGUAUUACCACUUUUAUUUGUUUAUCAUAACGUAAAUGAGUUUGUUUAAAUUACCAUGUAUCCAGUAUGCGCGGGUUAAGGCGCCAUCAUGGCGCUUCUAUUUCUGCACACAGCUUUUGAAGAUAUUCUUUGGUUCCAUAGACAUAUAACGGCAUAUUUUCUAUUACUGCAAACAAUAAAGUGGUGACUGAAAAUGAAAUUUGAUCAUGCAAAUCAAUAGGUACCUUGAUUUACCGAUAAAAAAGGCAAACAACAAAUUCGUCAAAAAUAGCAAAUUACACAUUAAUACGCAACAAUUACAAUGAGAUUUUCAAGAACUCAUAACACUGUUUAUAAAAACACAUAUUAUAUAAUUAUCUGGUCUUACAAUGUUGUCUAAUUAACAUGAUUUAUAUAAUAUUAUAGUCUAUUACAAUAAUAGUCCUUUAAAAUUCACAACAAUAACCAUGUUUCAUUGAAAUAGCUAUUCAAUAUUCAUGUAUUGUUUGCUUGCUGGCAGGGAUAUAACGGAUAUUUAAUAUCUUAUGUGGUAAUAAUAACUUAUCAUGCAUAAUUAUAAUAGGUAUAAUACUGGUUUAAUUUAUUUAUUAUUUUAAAUUCUAUCUGAAAUCAUUCGGUACUUUAGUGUGUAUUCGAUUAUAAUUCCUGAUGCAUAUUUAGAAAAUCUAAUAAAGUGUUUUAGAUUUGCUAUACUUCAGCUAAUUAUAAUGCAAUGUUUCAUAUCCCUCAUAGCUGACUGCAAAAAAAAUUACAACUAAAUUUACAUACAUAACGCAGGAUAUUUGCAAAUAUUUUCUCUUGACUAUUUGCAUUUAAUUUAAAUAAAACUAUUGAAAUGUGUAUUUUUAUUGAAAUCUUUAUGUAUAUAAUUAAUAGAACAAAAUAAUAAUAAUCAUAUUGAUAAGAUAGUCUUAUUUCUGUACGUACUUAGCUUGUAACGUUUUUGAUUUGUAUACCUGUUUCAGUUAGAGUAAAUUUAAGAAUGAAUUAUUUAUUAAAACUAUGUAUGUAUUUCACACAUAUUAAAAAAUAUUUUUGUUGAUUUUUUUAUAUAGAUCAUUAGAAAGAUUGAUUAUUCCAAUUUUACGUUCUGUACUGUCAAUUUCAACGAACUCCAAUAUGUUAUAGAUAUUAGAAUUCAGUAUUUAAGCAUCUAGUCUAGAUUGUAUUCUACGAAUGUCGGGUCUUUGACUAGUUAGACAUAAAUUCAAAGAGACUUUAUUGUUUACUGAUCCUUCUCUUACACCUGCUUUGGUACUAAAUGCGCUGAAAUUAACCUUCGAUUUGUUCGAACGCUAAUGUUAGCGGAUUUUAUACGGCAAUUACAUUUAGUGUCGCCGCAUACGGGCCACGCGCAGCCACAAACGCCGCCACGAGAAGGUAGAAGCGGCUUCAAAGGUAGCUGAAGCGCGCUACAGCUACUUGUGGCCGGUGGUCGACACUUGCCAUCGGUGGCUGCUACUUUUUUUAACACAUGUUAAUAAUGGACUCUGACGAAAAAGUUUUGAAGGUGGGGAAUCGCGCGAGUGACGUGUGGCGGCGUUUUGUAUCGACGCAUUAAGUGGCCGGUGCGGGCCACAGGAAGCGAGCAACGACGAUUUGUACCGUGUGUGGCGAGUCCAUAUAAAAUGUAUGAAAACUACAGGAAAUAUGCUGGUGGCGACGUUUGUGGUUGUGGCCGGUGGCACGUGUGCGGCGACACUAAAAGUCGCCACACCCCACAGCCACAAACGCCGCCACGAAAAGCUAGAUGCGGCUACUAAAGUGGCUGAACCGCGCGACAGCGGCCGACUAGGGUAAGGGAGAGAGGGGUGGGGAAUCGCGCGAGUGACGUGUGACGGCGUUUUGUAUCGGCGCAUUAAGUGGCCGGUGCGGGCCACAAGAAGCGAGCAACGACGAUUUGAAGCGUGUGGCGGCCACCGGCGUACCGUGUGCGGCGAGUCCAUAUAAAAUGUAUGAAAACUACAGGAAAUAUGCCGGUGGCGGCGUUUUGUGGUUGUGGUCGGUGGCCCGUGUGCGGCGACACUUAGUCGUUAGCCCGUCGUAUUCGGGUUCGCGAAAGACAUUACUCAUAUUCGGGCACUCGGAGUAAUAUUUACACUGAAAUACGGACUGGAAGACGGUGUCGGGUAAACAAAAGGAAAUCUACCCGAACACAGGCGUACUCGACUCCGUUUAUUUGACACUUAGUCGUUUACCCGAAUUCCAUUGGCACUCGUAUUCGGGCUAACGACCCAGUGUAUUCGCGCCAUUAGUAACAAAGACACCCCAAGCUUCGUUACGCAAGUGUGGUAGAAAAAUCAUGCCACAUCUUUGGUACUUAAUGGCGCUAAAAUAAUCGUUCCAAAUUGAAAUUAGUUCUAUCGUACUGAAUUAUCGAGCUGCGGUACGAUAGACGCUAGACGAUAGUGUGGCUGGCGAUUUUAGACACGAUAAAAAAAAUACUAGAAAAAGUUCCACGCGAACCAGGCAGCAGACGGGACUCGAACCCGAACCUUUCGCUAUCCGGGCGCAUACACUGACCAUUAUGCCACCGCGACCCUGAUGGCCACGUCGAAUUCUUUCUAGCCUUUCUUAAGCUGCACGGCAGCGCCAUGUCUUCGCAUUGUAGGUAACCCACAAUGUCAAAUGAAUACCUUUACAACUAUGAAACAUUUGAAAGAAGAAAUAGUAAUUAUAGCCCGGAUAGCGAAGGGUGCGGGUUCGAGUCCCGUCUGCUGCCUGGUCCGAAUGUUUUUUUUUGUAAUAUUUUCUUUGGAAUUAAACUUCGAGCAGUUACGUGAUUAAAAAAAUAUAUAACUCAUAAAAGAGAUUAUGGAAAACGAUAAUUUUAUAAGAGCAGCUGAAUGAUCGUACUUACAAAAGCACAAAUUCAAAUUCGAACUCUUUUAGCGCCAUUAAGCACCAAAGCUUCGUCGCGCAGAGGAAGGGAGAAGCUGACGGGAGAAACAUUAAGAGGUAAAUC